Molecule: messenger RNA, 705 nt
Organism: Artibeus jamaicensis (Jamaican fruit-eating bat)
Lineage: Eukaryota; Metazoa; Chordata; Mammalia; Chiroptera; Phyllostomidae
Product: GTPase IMAP family member 6-like
Exons: 1
Cellular component (GO): cytosol
Molecular function (GO): GTP binding
Source: RefSeq, a predicted model, not a curated record
UGGAUGCUUCUAGAUCUGUGGGAGAAAAAAAAGACCCUGAAGAGGAUGAGAUUCCUGCUGGUGGGGAAAAGUGGAAGUGGUCAAGGCGCCACAGGAAAUAGUAUCCUGGGCAGAAAAGCCUUCAAAUCCAAGCUCAGCACCAGACCCGUGACCAUGACCUUCCAGCAUGGCUGCCGAGACUGAGCUCAGAAGGAGCUUGAGGUGACUGACACCCCCGAUAUUCUGUCUUCUGGGGUUUCAUGGGAAGGAGCAGCUCAGGGCUCCUGGGCAGCCAUCGCCUGCUGCGCCCCGGGGCCCCACGCAGUGCUGCUGGUAUUGCAGCUGGGCCGCUUCACAAAGGAGGACCAGGAGGUGGUCAGGCGCCUCUUCGGGGUGGGCGUCCUGGCCCACACCAUCCUGGUGUUCACCCGGAAGGAGGACCUGGGGGCUGGCUCCCUGGACAAGUAUCUGCAGGACACCGACAACAGGGACCUCACCAACCUGCAUGUGGUUUGCUCGAGGCGCCACUGUGGCUUCAACAGGGCAGAUGGUGUGGGGCAGGAGGCCCAGCUGGCAGAGCUCAUGGAGACCAUUGAGGUGAUCCUGUGGGCUCACAGAAGAGCAGGGAGGGCGGAGGGCCCAGGGCGAGGCCGCCAGUGCAGAGUCCUGGCUGGAGGGGCUGCACCAAGUCCAGGGCACCUGAGAAAACCCACAGAUGUCUCCUAA